AUGGAAAAGUAUCCACAUUUUGAGCUAGAAAUGAGUAGCCAAAGUUCUGACUUAGGCCAGGAGCAGCUCGACGAGAUUGAGACGAAAGCUCAAGCAAAAAAUAUCAAGAGACAACUGAAUGGGUCACACAACAACUUGUCACAAGGUGCAUCUUUGACUUUGAACGAGCUUCCCUCUGAAAUCUUAGUUGAGAUAUUUACAUAUCUCUCGAUUCAAGAUUAUCUGGGCGUAGGAUGUGUUUGCCGGSGSUUCUAUUUUCUAGUACAAUGGUCAGGUGAAAUUUGGAAAACAGUGGAAAUAGAUGUUGAGCUGACCGUGGAAACAUUUCAGUGUAUAAUACUUAGGCAUGCAAAGCACUUCCGAAAGCUUGGACUGAGGUUUUCUCAAAAACGUGUGCGUUAUAACAGUCCUUACAUGUUCAUAGAAAACAGUCUUGCAAGCUGUGAAAACAUUAAAUAUCUUGAUUUAACUUACAAUACUUCUAUAAUUUCAUUAGAUUUUGUUUACAGCAUGCAUUCUUUAACAUCUUUAAAUGUGUAUGGUUGUACUAGUAUCGAUCCAUGGAAUAUGAUAGUAUGUCUUAAGCAAUGCAUAACACUUAGAGUUCUGAAUAUCUCGCGUUGCUUGCAGUUUAAAGAUGAACAUAUUUCAUCCCUAAUUCAUACAUUAAAAGAUUUCCCAUAUCUUGAGAAGUUCAAGGGGGAAUCAAUCUGCCCCUUUUCACUAGGAACUGUCAGGGACAUUUUAGGCAACCAACAUUUAAAAGAACUAGCUGUGACUCCAACAUGGGGUCCACCACCUGCUUGGGCUGAAUUAUUGAGUCAACACACUGAUAUAAAAUUUGGAGAACAUCUCAUGUCACAUCGGGCAAGGACUAACUUGCCAAACUAUUUAUAUGAAGGUGAAGAAGAUAACUUAGAUUUGUAA
This is a messenger RNA of Actinia tenebrosa (Australian red waratah sea anemone), 927 nucleotides long. Its product is annotated as S-phase kinase-associated protein 2-like. NCBI's taxonomy places the organism in Eukaryota, Metazoa, Cnidaria, Anthozoa, Actiniaria, Actiniidae. The record is from RefSeq and is a predicted model, not a curated record.